GGGACCGGUAAACGUAAACGUUGCCGGGUUGUCACGUUGUCAGGAGUGUCAGGUGGAUGUUUUUGGACGAGAUCCUUUAUUUUUCCAUCGCGUAGCUUAGAUUCGACGGGAUGGAGUGCAUUUACCGGUUACCGUUCUUAAUCCUGGAAGUGCCUAACUUAAAGCUAAAGAGACCGUCCUGGUUCGUGAAGCCUAGCGCUAUGAUAGUCUUCUCCUUCAUCCUGCUGUCGUACUUCUUGGUGACAGGAGGAAUCAUAUACGACGUAAUUGUUGAGCCACCUAGUGUAGGAUCUACGACGGACGAACACGGUCACACGAGACCCGUAGCGUUUAUGCCUUAUCGCGUGAACGGGCAGUACAUCAUGGAAGGUUUGGCCUCCAGUUUCUUGUUUACGAUGGGAGGCUUGGGCUUCAUCAUCCUGGAUCAAACGCAUGGCCCGUCGACGCCAAAGCUUAAUAGAGUUCUUCUGAUAUGCGUGGGAUUCCUCAGCAUACUCGUGUCGUUUACUGCUUGCUGGAUAUUCAUGAAGAUGAAACUUCCCGGGUAUCUGCAGUCCUAAGUUAACACGCGACUGAAUUCCAUGAAUAUUGUGGUGAAUUAUCGUUUUUAUAUAAUAUCGAAUGGGAUAUCGUUACAAUACACAGGAUGUUGUAACAGUGGAUUGGUGAUUUUUGUAAUAAAGUAUAAUAAGCAAAAAACUA
Temnothorax curvispinosus is the source of this 702-nucleotide messenger RNA. Its product is annotated as oligosaccharyltransferase complex subunit OSTC. Bases 111 to 560 code for a protein of 149 amino acids. Gene Ontology annotation, cellular component: oligosaccharyltransferase complex. The record is from RefSeq and is a predicted model, not a curated record. Lineage: Eukaryota; Metazoa; Arthropoda; Insecta; Hymenoptera; Formicidae. The transcript is spliced from 4 exons.